AUGAGACAACAACUGAGUGAAGCUGCUGGUGGCGCCUGUCCCACUGAACCUGCCAUCUGGCAAAGAUUACAGGACUCUGCUUCCAAAUACCCUGAUAGGCUUGCAGUAGCUAGCCUUCAUCAGCCGUCAGAUCUCUACAAUGUCUCCAAUGAUACAUCGAAGCAUGACUACCUGCGCUGGUCAUAUGCAGAGCUUCAUGUUGCUGUUGAUAGAUUUGCCUCUUCGCUUUGGCGUCUAGGUGCGAGAUCCGGAAUGGCACUGGCGACAAUCUUGGAUAACCGAGUCGAGUUCAUUAUUAUCUCUUGGGCUGCUCAUAAACUUGGAUUAACUCUGGUUCCCAUCAACCCACGAACGCUAGACCACCCUGAUGAAGCAGACCAUAUGCUCAGCAAGGCAGGAGUCGCUAUUGUCGUCGUGCAAGAUGCCGACAAAGGUGACCUACUCAAGUCCCAGCACAAAAUCAACAUCUUUGUCACAGGUACACCAUUAAAUGGAUCUUGGACUUCCUUCUCAGCCCUAGUAGACCACGAAGUCAAGAUAGAAACGACCAGAGAGAAACAGAUGCCUCAGAGCCCGGUACUUGUUCUUUUUACAAGUGGCACCACCUCAAAGCCCAAGGGCGUGCCACAUACUGACACAACACUCAACGCCUUCUGUCAGAACCUUGGCCUUGGAGGAGUCUCUGAAACUAAUGUGUUUUGUUCUGUCCUACCCAAUAAUCAUGCCAUGGGGUGUUUCUUUCCUCUUCAUUUCAUGAUGCAUGGGGGCGCUGUCGUAUUCCCUAGCCCUACCUUUGAUGCAUCAGAAACGGCAAAAGCCCUUGAGACAGAGAGCGUCACUCACUUUGCAUGUGUUCCUACUGUACUUUCAGCCCUUGUCGAGGUUCUGGAAUCACGAAGCACCAUUUUCCGCUCAAACUUGCAAGACACUUGCCUAUCUGGGGCAUCUGUGACACCCCAGCAUAUCCGACAAGCUUUCACUACGCUUGAUAGUAAAGGGGUUUCGACAGGAUUCGGCAUGACUGAAGGAAGUCCUAUCUGGGCUUCUCCUAAAAACAAGCCAGAUGAUCUGAUCGUUGGGAAUUUAUCUAUUUCUGGCUCUGUCUCACCAGGUGCCCGUGUUCGAAUUUGCGCACCCGACACCCAGACGCCUCUGCCAGUAGGUCAAAUUGGAGAAAUCCAUGAGACUGGGCCUGGCACAAUUACGUCUUACCUUGACAAAGAAGAGGCUUCCGACAAAUUCUACAAGGAUGAGCAAGGGAGAACAUGGUUCGUGACAGGUGAUGAGGGUGUUAUGUACGCAGACGGGCGAUUCAGCGUCACAGGGAGAUACAAGGACAUGAUCAUUCGGGGAGGCGAAAACAUUUCUCCAGCAGUUAUCGAAGGUGUUAUAAGCCAGCAUUGUAACAUUCAGGGUUAUGUGGUGGGUGUACUUGAUGACAUUGCAGGGGAAGUUCCGGUACUUGUACUCCCAGACAAAGGACUUGAGCUUUCAUCAACUAUCCGCGACCUCAUUCACCGCCACCUCGGUCCUGCGUUCGUGCCAGAACGCAUCUUGACGCUCAGCCAUCUUGGAAUCGAAAAGGUUCCAGUAACCUCAUCUCGCAAAAUCCAGAAAUCGCAGCUUUCGUCCAUAGUUCGUGAGUUCCUUAGCCGCGAGGAAGAGGCGCCAGAACAAACCUCCGAAUCUCAACUUCGAAAUCCGGUCCUUGCUGCUUACGCCAAAGCCACCAAUAUCUCGGCUGAUACCCUGGAAACAACAGCAGAGGUAUCUCAAUUUACAGACAGUAUCACCUUAAUGAGAGUUAGAGCCUACCUGCGAAAGAACACAGGCCUCGUUUUGACUGCAAAAGAAAUGUCCCAGCAUCCAACUAUUGAGUCUCAGAUUGAGUUACUUCAAGAACGGACUCCUUAUCAAAGGUUCGAUCCGCCAAAGGAGCUAGUUUUUAGAGGGCCUCCAAAGUUGGAUGAACUAGAGCUAUUAGUUGGAGAUGUUGAUGAGGCUCAAAAUAUGGUUUCGAAGAUCUCCAAGGUAUUGGAGAACAAGGGCUUUAGUUGGUCUCAGGUAUCAGACGUCAUUCCCAUGAAUGAUUCCCUACAGGUUCUGCAAGACACGGGUUUUCUGGACACCUGCAAUUUUUCCAUUGCCGUUCAGACAGAUUCAUCAAGCGUUCAGGAUCUUCGUUCGGCACUACAGAAAACCCUACCCUAUCACCCAAUUCUAACCUCUUUCGUUGUCGUCGACAGCAGGGACAAGGCAUACUAUGUGACACUGAAAGUCCAAGAUCAUCUGUGGGAUUCUUAUCUCAUCGAUGGGGGAUCAGUUGAUACUAUAGAUCAAUUUCAACAAAUGGCUGUUGACUUUCACCAGCCCGACCUGUCAGCCAGGCCUGGGCCUUUGUUUUCUUGCCUCCUCACCCGCAUUGAAGAGACUGGUUCAGCUGGAAUGAUAGUUUAUGUGCAUCACGUUGUGCAAGAUGCUUCAUCAUUUCGACUCUUUUUUGAGGAUCUGGAUCAAUCGCUCAAGAAUACCCGUGCCAGAAUCAUUCCACACAAAGACUUCAAAGCCUGGGCAGAUUCUUACCACUCUCUGAGACACUCGCCAGCUGCAACAAAAAGUGUCAGAUUCCACGUGCAGCGAUUGUCCAAUUUAUACAACCACAAAGCCGCCGUGUAUCCCCCGGCAAGGGUUCCUCGACAAAUCAUCACUGAGAGUCCCGAUGGCUUAGACCACAGUUUCGACGCACCUGGUCUAGUGCAGAUGAGAGAGGAGAAUCCUCAAAUCUCAGCAGCUGUCGUGCUUAAAGCAGCCAUGGCCCUGGUCAACGUACAGCGGACAGGGCUUAGCCAUUCCAUCUACUUCAACUUUGAAGCCGGUAGGGGCCAGUUUCCUUUUCUAGCGGAUGCACUCCAGGCUUUGAAUCCAGAUACGUUUGAGUCUGCAGAUGUCAAUGGGCCACUUCUACAACAUGUCUGCAACUUGAUAGAGGUGCCGCGCGACGAGACUGCCAUGAUAUUCCUCAAUCGCUUGCAAGAAGAUCAAGUCAGUCUCACAGCUAAUGCGCAUGCUCCAAUGAGGCGCAUAAUCGAGGAACUCGAUGCUGAAGGCAAUGGUAGUGGUAAGAUUUUCUUGGACGCUUUGAGUACUCAAUUCCUUACGUGGGUUCCUGGCUUGCUCGGCGAGCACGAAAAGAUACAGGUAGGCAAGAUUGGAAUCAGAUGUGCGGCGGGGCUUGUUGUUGUUGCAUCUAUAGGAGGACCAGCCGCUACAACUUACAUGCUAUCUAUGCGGUGGGAUGUCGCAAACUAUUCGCGUCAGGAAACAAAGGCCUUUACACAAGAUCUUCAGUCGGCUGUUUUAUGGCUUACCGCAACUUCAAAUCAGCAUCGCCCAAUAAGAGAGUUCCUGGAGGUCAUUGAUUGUAAGUAA
Molecule: messenger RNA, 3429 nt
Organism: Fusarium fujikuroi IMI 58289
Lineage: Eukaryota; Fungi; Ascomycota; Sordariomycetes; Hypocreales; Nectriaceae
Product: related to long-chain-fatty-acid-CoA ligase
Exons: 4
Coding region: 1-3429 (1142 amino acids)
Biological process (GO): fatty acid metabolic process
Molecular function (GO): medium-chain fatty acid-CoA ligase activity
Source: RefSeq, a predicted model, not a curated record